ACUGAAGAACUGAACAAUACAAUAGAGAAUAUCCUGACACGGGUCGUGGCUGAAGUAACAAGUAUCUUAUACCCAGCAGUAACUGAGUAUGAAGAGAGAAUUAAAGAUACAGUAUAUACAAUAUCUGAAGAGUCAGCACUCUCUUCAGACAACUCUAGUAGCUGUAGCACAUGUAAUGGAGAGCUCUUUGAUGUGUUUGCAAGUCUUCCAUCCUCCAGUACCAGAAAGGUCAUCUUUACAGAUACAAGCAUAAAAGCCACCAGCUCACCAAGUGAUCUCAAGAUAGUGACAGGAGGGAAACCAACUCCAUUGCAAUCUCAAAAAUCAUCUUUCACGUCUCUGUCAAAGAGCACACAGAGGUCUCUGGAAAGUGAAUUUUGGAAAGAAUGUGUUCACAAGGGGAAAACAGCAACACCACCUCAGUAUCAUACUGAAUGUAUUUCGAGAUUGCGCCGGGAAGUUGUGGGCAUGGGAGCUAUGUCUGAGUUUCCCACAAAGACUUUCAACACAGAGAAGUUUCCUUUUAGCCAAACUUAUUUUAAACGUGAAUCGGCAACAAAAGAUACCAAGCCAAAAAAAGGUCUGAUUGGUGAGGAUAUUUUUUCAGACUUAAAUCAAGAUCUUCCUAAAGGAGGUAUUUUUAAAAAAGUGUUUGACAAGCAAACAGUAUCAGACGCAAAUAACAAUGACAACUUGAAAAUGCUACAGGUGGCCGAGAAUGUGGUCAAGGAAGUUUUUAGGAGAGUAAAAGAUCUAAGUGAUUCUGUCAGCAUUUUAAAGAACGCUCCCAUUGAGCUUAGUGAAAGGUUGUUCUGUAGUAGUUUUAAAAGAACUGAAUUUCCUGAGACUUUUCAUAAAGAGUUCCAGAAAGAAAUUGGAUUAGUUGCUAAAGAGAUUGUAGCAACUGUUUUGGAUAACUUUCACAAGUGUUUGGUGUCUAGCAUCACUAUGGCAUCAGACCAAGAACCUGUAAUAAGAAGGAAAGACCAGGUCCCUGGCAGAAGAACUAGCAGAGUUUCCAAAUCAAAAAAAAAUAAGAUCAUGCAAGCUGAAUUGCCUGCUUAUGACCCAACAUUUUCUUCAUUUACUAUUGAUAAAAUAUCCAAAGAGGCUGUGGAAAGUGUUGUAUUCACACUAGAGUCAUUUGUAGCCUUUCAGUUUAAACAUGACUUUAAAUGUAAAUUUUCUGAAAUAGUGAAACUCCCUGUUGAAAAUAUUUCUAGUGAACAACAGACACCAUGCUUAAGGCCUCUCUCAACCCAGAUAGCAAAUGAAAUAGAAGUAUCAUCUAAAGCAUUUGAAGAUGAAAUGCCAGGAACUACAAGUAAAAGAACGCUGCCAACUUUAGAACAAUUCCAGAGUUCAUCGGAUGUAUCAAGGGUAAGCAGUAUGAUUACAAAGGAAAGCAUAGAAAGUGCUAUUGUCCAAGUGCAAGGUCUCCAUUCAGAAUUGAACAUUUACGCUACAAUUGCUGUUAAUGAUGUUCUUGAAAUCUUCAAGCGGAAGCUAGAAAAAGAAAUUAGCCAAAGGCAAACAAUCCCAUUGUAUGAUGACUCCGAAGAAAACAUUAUGGCAGGCGAGAUAAUUGGUGCUGUAUUAGAUCGAUGUGCUCACCCUCAAACUGAAAUUACUUUGGAACUGAAAUCUGGGAAUCUUGAAAUGGAAAAGUCUGCACGAACAUUUGGAAAUAAUAAAAUUCAUGGUCAAGGUGUUGCAAUGUCAGAAGGAAUAAAACUGCCUGCUAGAAAAUUAAAAGAACUUGACCCAAGGGAAAAUUUUCCACCUAUCAAUGUUCCUGGAAUGGUGAUUUAUUCUGAGGAAGAAACAGAAAUGGAAGAGGAAAUUCCAUCUCGUCUCUGUCCAACAAUCCACAAAUUCUCAGAGCGGGAUGCUCACACGCCAUCAGAGGUGACCAAAAAGUCUAUGUACUACAUGUCAGCUCCCACAGCAAGACCUUCUAGACCGUCGCUGGGAACAAUAACUAAACAAAGAGCAGUUAGCUCCAGGAUGACUCUACCUCCUAUUGGUAAGCAGUUUCCAAGGAAACCCUUCUCUCCACUGGGCAUAAUGAAAUCUCCCAGAGAUGAGGCAAGGCAUAGGCAGGUGUAUGAAGAGCACUGCCGGUUCAUGUCAACACAUGAAACCAAGUAUCAGCUAUCACAAUCACAGGAUUGUGCAUUACCUGCAAUAGUAGUAGAAGAAAUAAUAAGUAAAUUGGUGUCUACAAUCUUAAACUCCGUUUGUAGCACAAGCCUGGAACACAAAAGAUGUUUAUCAAAAACUGAAGUGAAUGAGAUUACGGACACACUUAAACAGUCAGUAAAAAAAAGCAUGUCCAAAAAUAAAAUCAGUCUUGUAGGAGCUACAGAUGAAGACCAACAUUUAAAUCCAGAGUAUGAAGAUACUGUUAAUCAAGUGGUUCAAAGCAUUUACAAUAGUGUCUUGCAAGAAACUGGAUCUCAGCCAGCCCUUUAUCAAGAUGUCACAAGUUGCAGAACAAUUUUUCCUGAACGAACAGCCAGUAUAAUAAUAAAUGAAAUCUCCAGUGGUCAGCUAAUACAUUCUUUUAAUGAACAGUCACCAACUGAUAACUGCAGUACUAUAGAGGUUGACAGUACUGCUGACAAAGAUCUUUCAUCAGUCUCCAUUCAAAUAAAUAUUGAGGCAGGAAGUUCUGGAGAGUCAAUGAGGGAUGCAAAUGGGCACCUAGCAGAAACAUUGCUACAAGAAGAGCUACCAGUUGAAAUAAUCGCUCAUAUUGGAGAAAAACCAUUAGACAUAGAUCCAAAUGUUAUUUCAGACCAUUUAGCAGUUAUUUCCAUAAAAACAGAGCCUAUUGAGAAACUGAAUGAAACAUACAUGAGUCAUUCUGGACUAGAGCUACCACAACUAAGAAAAAAAUCGAUAUCUAAGACAAGUAUGCUAAGUACAGCUACUGAAAGUGAUAUAGAGAAAAGGAGAGAAAGACGGUCCUCUGUGAAUGCUUUAGGACGACUAGAUGUCAAACCAAAGGAUGUCGUUUGCAGAAAUUCAUUUCAGAACCUGAAGAAACCUGAUGUCACCAGGGUGGAACUUCUAAAAGAUGUCAAGAGCAAGGAGGAACUUAUUUUACGACUCGUCUCAUAUGAUAUUCAACAUGAUGAGGACGAGGAUUUUGAACAAAUUGUAAAAGUAGAUUCCGCUUCGGUUUUUGAGAGCCAGAUAUAUGCAGCAGGGAAAGAGGAAAUCAUGCCUGCUUAUGAGAGUGCCCCUUUGGCUGAUAUGCAGAAUAAUUUAAUUGCUGCCCAGGCCCCUGAGAAAGAGGAUCAGUACAAGAUUAUGGAAGAAACAAUAUUAACUAACUUGGCAGGCCCUAAAUUGGACAUAGAUUUGUCUGCUCUAAGCAAGGGCAUUCCAUGUUUAAGUGAGAGUGUUGAAGAAACAUCGCCAGUUCCUGAGACCCAGGACAAAGAUCCAUAUGUUAACACGCCCCAUGCUCAGGAUACUGAAGACACAUUAAGGACUUCUGAGUUUGCCUUACCCUACGAAGACGCUGGAAAUAAAGGCUGCUCAUUACAAGAGAAAACAGGAGAUGCUGCUGUUUCAGAGUCCUCCACUCCCAGUUCAGGGGCUUCAGUGCCUGAGAAGGUGCCUGGUGUUCUGUCCACAGUUUUCUCACAAUCAUGCAGCAGCACAAGCGACAUUUCAUCACCAACCCCAGUGACCCCUUAGAAAAUUCAUACCAGAUGCAAAACUUGUAUGUCAAAGAGAAUAAAUCGCAUAUUCAACUAUUUGGG
This is a messenger RNA of Chrysemys picta bellii (western painted turtle), 3776 nucleotides long. NCBI's taxonomy places the organism in Eukaryota, Metazoa, Chordata, Testudines, Emydidae. The record is from RefSeq and is a predicted model, not a curated record.